GGAUCGUGUGGCGUUUUUUAUCUCCUAAAAUUUGUGAUGAAAUAAAGUUUUUAAUGCUGUUUCUAGCAGAUAGCCCUCCAUAAAAAUACCCGGUAAGAGUGAUUUCAUAAUAAGAGCCAAAAAUGGGCGAAAACGAGCCCAUUCACAUCGAGUACGCCGACGAAACCGAGCUGCUGACCGAGUUCCGCAACUACAUGAGCGAUCCGGACACUCGGGAAAAGGCCGCCAACUACCUGCUGGAGUCGCUGGUCGACGAAAUGAUUCUGGGGGUGGUAUUCGAGGUGCACCAUGCGUACAAGACUGGAUCCGGUGUGGCCAUCGAGGGUCAACCGGAGGACUGCAAACCGUACACCAUCGUAGACCUGCCGGACAUGGACGUGUUCGGAUCGUCCAAUAGUAAGAAGGCCAUCGAUUGCAGCUGCCCGAACUGCAAUAGGAUAGUGGCCGCAUCGCGGUUUGCACCUCAUUUGGAGAAAUGUAUGGGAAUGGGCAGAAACUCGUCCCGAAUCGCCAGCCGGCGGAUAGCCAACACGAGAGAAGGCGGCAACUACUUCGGCGCCGAUGAGGACGACGAAGACGACGCUGACUGGUCCGGGGAGAAGCGCAAGAAGAAGAUCGCGCCGGUCAGAACCAACGGCAGCAAGAAGAACGGCAAGACGUCAUGAAAAUAAUCCUCACAGGAAUGAAACAAGGCGUUGAAUCCUUGGAAGAGACGGCUGCGGUCCUCGGCGGCGGGAUGUUCGUCCGAGGUCGGCACGGGUAAGUAGCUGUAGGUGACGAAGGAUUCACUCUUGUUGUUAUUUUUGGGGGACUUUGGGGAACUGCCGCUGAAAGUUGGGUGAUUUCAGAUUUAGUCACGCCUUCUUGGCUGGAUUAGAUCUGACGUUCUCGGGAUAAUUGUGAGUUUAGUAUAUGUAAUUUGAAAAAUUCAACCAACACGACAUUGUGGUGUACAGUUUUACAAUGAAGAUUCCUAUUAGGAUUUGGUCAAUACUACUAAAGCAGACAAAUGCGAUCAAAGAUCUAUUAUAUAUUAUCAGAUUGUGAACGACUUAAAUAUUACUAACGUAAAAUUAGCACUGAAUAUUGUAAUUGCUUAGAAUAUAACAAAAUAGGGUAUGAAAUUAUAAACAUUAUUGUAAUUAAAA
Messenger RNA from Aedes albopictus (Asian tiger mosquito), 1148 nucleotides. RefSeq names its product SAGA-associated factor 11 homolog (gene Sgf11). Gene Ontology annotation, molecular function: transcription coactivator activity. Lineage: Eukaryota; Metazoa; Arthropoda; Insecta; Diptera; Culicidae. Gene Ontology annotation, biological process: positive regulation of DNA-templated transcription; regulation of transcription by RNA polymerase II. The record is from RefSeq and is a predicted model, not a curated record. Gene Ontology annotation, cellular component: DUBm complex; SAGA complex. The transcript is spliced from 2 exons. Bases 123 to 665 code for a protein of 180 amino acids.